AUGGCAUUGCCGAUGCCCCGACCCACGAACCCGCCUCUGGCAUUGUUGCAAUAUCGGGUCCUGUCCUUCGACGUCUACGGCAGUCUGAUCGAAUACAAGGCUCACAUCCUAGACGCCUUCCAACCUCUCCUGUCUCGACUGCCGUCGUCGUCGCCAUUCCUCAACCCAGAGCCGUUGUCAAGCACAAUCCCCAACUCGGCAACGGUGGGGUCAAUUGAGUUCUUGAAACUGUUCCAACGGCAGGAAGACGCCAUCAAGCUCGAGAAGCCGGUCAAGCGCUUCGACCAGAUCUUGCAGGAGAUUUGGAGACGCGUGGCGAAGGAAUUGAACGUGGACACCUCAGAGGAUGAGGCCCGACGGUUUGGAAGCGAGGACGUCAUUGCGAGUUGGCCCACGUUUCCCGGCACGCUGGACGCGUUGAAGACGUUGAGCAGGCAUUUUCGACUGGUGGCCUUGUCGAACAUUGAUCGCUACGCCUGGGACAUCACGGCCUCGUCGGCGGCGAGCCGGCUCGGCGAGAUUGAGUGGUGGAAAGUCUUCACGGCCGAGGACUUUGGCGACGACGACGACGACGACGGUUCUCGUGCCGAUGAUGCCAAGUUGGAAACUUUGAUCCAGUACUGUGUCGAGCAAGGGGGGAUCAAGAAGGACGAGAUCCUGCACGUGGCGCAGAGUCUGGGCCAUGAUCAAGCGCCCGCGAAGAGGUUGGGCUUGAGUUCUGUGUGGCUGAUAGGCGACGGACCGCGGUGGGGUAAGGAGGCCGAGAGUCAGAUGGCGCUGGAGAAGGAAUUGGUGGGUUAUGCUUGGAGAUUCCAGGAUUUGAGGGCAUUCGCAGACGAGGUUGUACGAGUUGCGGAGGGCUGA
Messenger RNA from Cladophialophora carrionii CBS 160.54, 864 nucleotides. RefSeq lists its product as uncharacterized. The coding region runs from base 1 to 864 and encodes 287 amino acids. The record is from RefSeq and is a predicted model, not a curated record. NCBI's taxonomy places the organism in Eukaryota, Fungi, Ascomycota, Eurotiomycetes, Chaetothyriales, Herpotrichiellaceae. The transcript has a single exon.